CCCUAGUCUUCAUUUCUAGAUCACGUCAGCUUUCCAGUCCUCUUCAUCCUCGCUGUUACCUUACACGGCAAAGCCUUAGGCUUCCCGAAUUCCGGACUACAAUCCAAAAGAACAGAGCUUUCUGUAUUUAACUCCUUUUUUCAGUUUCCACUUACUCUUAAAAACGCCACUUCGAACAUAGGUUAGUCCGCUAAUCCAUAGAUCGCAUCUCAGGUACAUUUUGAGGAAGAUGAGCAACAACAAUAUGCUUACGGGUUUCACGAGGCUGUGCAAGGGGAUGACGGCCGUGCUAAUUGGUGGUUACAUUCUUGUUCAGAUUCUCCCUUCUGCUAUUUCCUAUCUUGCACUUAUCCCUGCUAAGACAAUUCCCUUCGCAUGGAAUCUUGUCACAGCUGGUUAUAUUGAACAGUCCUUAUAUGGGGUGAUUGUCAGUAUUAUUGGGCUUCUUUUCAUGGGAAAGCUGCUUGAGCCUAUCUGGGGUUCUAAGGAAUUUAUGAAGUUUAUCUUCAUUGUCAACUUUUUGACUGCAGUCUGUGUUUUUAUUACAGCUAUCUCAUUAUACUACAUAACGAGACUGGAAAGCUACCUUUAUCUGCCUAUUUCCGGCUUCCAAGGGGUCCUUUAUGGUUUCUUAGUGGGCAUAAAACAAAUCAUGCCCAACGAAGAGGUGUCAUUUCUGAAACUAAAAGCGAAGUGGUUGCCUUCUCUUGCACUGCUGGUGUGUAUUGCUAUAAGUUUUUUCACGGAGGAUUCAGCUUCAUACCUUCCAACUUCAGUGUUUGGCACAUACAUAGGAUGGGUUCACCUCAGAUACUGGCAGAGGAAACCAGAAACAAAACUCAAGGGUGAUCCAAGUGAUGAGUUUGCGUUCUCAACAUUUUUCCCCCAUCUUUUGAGACCCGUGAUUGAUCCCAUUGGUACUAUAUUCGAUCGAAUGUUGUGUGGUAAAAGAUCUGAAGCAUCAAAUGAAGAGAUAGAUGGAUAUACUUUAGGUGCCAUCCCAUUGCCUGGUUCUGACCCUAUUGAAGCAUCUAGGCGAAGGGAAAGAGGUGCGCGGGCACUUGAAGAAAGACUUGUGGCAUCUGAGAGGAUCACUUCUGGUGCUAACAAGCCUGAAGAGUUGCAAGUAGAUGAUGCGUCCGAUAACGUUUAGAUGUUCUUUUUCUGUGUAAAUGCCUUCACCCACCAUCCUUAGUUCCUUACCAAGUGACCAACAUAAAUACAUAAAAUCCCAGAAUAUAUACCCCCCCUCCCCCACCCUACUGGACACUGUUGUAACCUUUUACUCGAGUGUUUUUGCAAAUCAAUUUUGUUGCAUCUUCGUUAUGGUCUAUAAUCUAUAUAUCUCGUUACGGUCCAAAA
Molecule: messenger RNA, 1362 nt
Organism: Cuscuta epithymum
Lineage: Eukaryota; Viridiplantae; Streptophyta; Magnoliopsida; Solanales; Convolvulaceae
Source: the annotation of a GenBank genome assembly